Molecule: messenger RNA, 8126 nt
Organism: Myotis myotis
Lineage: Eukaryota; Metazoa; Chordata; Mammalia; Chiroptera; Vespertilionidae
Gene: PLCL1
Product: phospholipase C like 1 (inactive)
Exons: 6
Coding region: 472-3768 (1098 amino acids)
Biological process (GO): lipid metabolic process; intracellular signal transduction
Molecular function (GO): phosphatidylinositol-4,5-bisphosphate phospholipase C activity
Source: RefSeq, a predicted model, not a curated record
GAGCGGAGCGGAGCGGAGGCCGCCGCCGCCGCCGCCGCCGCGCUUCCCGAGGUAGCCGCGCCGCUGGCCGCUGGCAGGUGACGGGUGCGCGGGCUGCGGUCUCCCGGCUCCGGCCCCUCUCCGGCCGCGCGCGUCCCGGCCUCGGGGGCCGCCCAGCCGGACGCCGGUGCCUUUUGUCUGGCGCGGAGCGGGCAUUCGCAUCGCAUUCCGGACACCUCCCUCUCCUUUCGCCUCUCCUCCCUCCGUUCACUCCGCUCCCCACCCGCGCCCCAGCGGACCGCCGGCCUCCUGGACUGAAGCGCGGACGUCUCUACCCGGCGAUGCCUCCGCUCCAGAAAGUUGCAGCCGCGGCCGCCGGGCGGUGAGACAAAGUCUGGCAGGGCCGCCUCCCGGUGCAGGAGCGCAGCGUGCCCAGCGGCCGGAUUCGCUGCGGGGCGAGCCGUCUCCCCGCGGAACCUGAGGCGCCCCGACAUGGCCGAGGGCGCGGCUGACUGGGAGGGUCCCGCGCCGCCCGACGCGGCCGGCGGCGAAGACGACCCCCGGGCGGGCCCGGACGGCGCCCCCGGGGACGGCGGGGCGGUGGCACCCGCGGGCCGGUGGAGGGACCGGCGCAGCGGGGUGGUGCUGCCGGGCGCCGCCGGAGCCCCGGCGGACAGCGAGGCUGGCCUCCUGGAGGCGGCGCGGGCGACCCCCCGGCGCAGCAGCAUCAUCAAGGAUCCUGCGAACCAGAAGGGUGGCGGCCGGAAGAAGACCGUGUCCUUUAGCAGCAUGCCGUCGGAGAAGAAGGUCAGCAGCGCCAGCGACUGCAUCAGCUUCAUGCAGGCCGGCUGCGAGCUCAAGAAGGUGCGGCCCAACUCGCGCAUCUACAACCGCUUCUUCACCCUGGACACCGACCUCCUCGCUCUCCGCUGGGAGCCGUCCAAGAAGGACCCGGAGAAAGCCAAGCUCGACAUUUCAGCCGUCAAAGAGAUCAGGCUGGGCAAGAACACGGAAACAUUCAGGAACAAUGGCCUCGCUGACCAGAUCUGCGAGGACUGUGCCUUUUCCAUUCUCCACGGGGAAAACUACGAGUCUCUGGACCUGGUGGCUCACUCGGCAGACGUGGCAAACAUCUGGGUGUCGGGGUUACGGUACCUGGUUUCUCGAAGCAAGCAGCCCCUCGAUUUCAUGGAGGGCAACCAGAACACGCCCAGGUUCAUGUGGCUGAAAACGGUGUUUGUGGCAGCAGACGUGGAUGGGAAUGGGAUCAUGUUGGAGGACACUGCGGUGGAGUUGAUACAACAACUCAACCCCACCCUGAAGGAAUCCAAGAUCAGGUUAAAGUUCAAGGAAAUCCAGAAGAGCAAGGAGAAGCUCACCACCCGCGUGACGGAGGAGGAGUUUUGCGAGGCUUUCUGUGAACUCUGCACCAGGCCGGAAGUGUAUUUCUUGCUUGUACAGAUCUCUAAGAACAAGGAGUACCUGGACGCCAAUGACCUGAUGCUCUUUUUAGAAGCCGAGCAAGGAGUCACCCAGAUCACUGAGGAUAUGUGCUUGGACAUCAUUCGGAGAUACGAGCUUUCUGAAGAGGGGCGGCAGAAAGGAUUCCUUGCCAUCGACGGCUUUACCCAGUAUUUGUUGUCACCGGAAUGUGACCUUUUUGAUCCGGAGCAAAAAAAGGUUGCCCAGGAUAUGACCCAGCCGUUAUCUCACUACUACAUCAGCGCCUCGCACAACACCUAUCUCAUCGAGGACCAGUUCAGGGGGCCGGCUGACAUUAACGGGUACGUUCGAGCUUUGAAGAUGGGCUGUCGAAGCAUUGAGCUCGAUGUGAGUGAUGGUUCCGACGGUGAACCAGUCCUCUGUAACCGAAAUAACAUGAGCACACACCUGUCCUUCCGAAGUGUCGUAGAGGUGAUCAACAGAUUUGCCUUUGUGGCUUCCGAGUACCCGCUCAUUCUGUGCUUGGGGAACCACUGCUCGCUCCCCCAGCAGAAGGUGAUGGCCCAGCAGAUGAAAAAGGUCUUUGGCGCUAAACUCUAUACUGAAGCACCUUCGCCGUCAGAAGCCUACCUCCCAUCACCCGAAAAAUUAAAAAGGAUGAUCAUCGUGAAAGGAAAGAAACUGCCUUCUGACUCCAAUGCUUCAGAAGGGGAGGUAACAGAUGAAGAUGAAGAAGCCGAAAUAUCGCGAAGGAUGUCGGUAGAUUACAAUGGUGAGCAGAAACACAUCUGGCUGUGCAGGGAGCUCUCUGACUUGGUAUCGAUUUGUCAAUCUGUUCAGUACAGGGAUUUCGAGCUGUCUAUGAGAAGCCAAAACUACUGGGAGAUUUGCUCGUUUAGCGAAUCAGAGGCCAGCCGAAUUGCAAAUGAAUACCCCGAGGAUUUUGUAAAUUACAAUAAGAAGUUCUUAUCCAGAAUCUAUCCAAGUGCCAUGAGGAUUGACUCCAGUAACUUGAACCCACAGGACUUCUGGAAUUGUGGCUGCCAGAUUGUGGCGAUGAAUUUUCAGACGCCGGGCCCAAUGAUGGACCUCCACACGGGCUGGUUCCUUCAGAACGGAGGCUGCGGCUAUGUGCUGAGGCCGUCCAUCAUGCGGGAUGAAGUGUCUUACUUCAGCGCGAACACGAAGGGCGUUGUCCCGGGGGUGUCUCCUCUCGCUCUUCACAUCAAGAUCAUCAGCGGCCAGAAUUUCCCCAAGCCCAAGGGGGCGUGUGCCAAAGGGGAUGUCCUAGAUCCCUAUGUGUGUAUAGAGAUACACGGCAUUCCAGCGGACUGCUCGGAGCAAAGAACGAAAACUGUGCAGCAAAACAGUGACAAUCCCAUUUUUGAUGAAACCUUUGAGUUUCAGGUGAACCUCCCCGAGCUGGCCAUGAUCCGUUUUGUGGUUCUGGAUGACGACUACAUUGGGGAUGAGUUCAUCGGGCAGUACACCAUUCCCUUCGAGUGUCUGCAGCCCGGCUACCGGCACGUCCCCCUGCGCUCCUUCGUGGGGGACAUCAUGGAGCACGUGACCCUCUUUGUCCACAUAGCAAUAACGAACCGCAGCGGCGGGGGCAAGGCGCAGAAGCGCAGCCUCUCUGUGAGGAUGGGGAAGAAAGUUCGAGAGUACACCAUGCUCAGGACCGUCGGUCUCAAACCCAUAGAUGACAUCUUUAAAAUAGCAGUGCAUCCCUUACGAGAAGCCAUAGAUAUGAGAGAAAACAUGCAGAACGCCAUCGUGUCUGUGAAGGAGCUAUGUGGCCUUCCUCCCAUCGCCAGUCUGAAGCAGUGCCUGCUGACUCUGUCCUCCCGGCUCAUCGCCAGUGACAGCACUCCCUCCGUCUCCCUUGUGAUGAGGGACAGCUUUCCUUAUCUGGAGCCGCUGGGGGCGAUUCCAGACGUGCAGAAAAAGAUGCUGGCUGCUUACGAUCUGAUGAUUCAGGAGAGCCGGUUUCUCAUAGAAAUGGCUGACACAGUCCAGGAAAAGAUUGUGCAGUGCCAGAAAGCAGGGAUGGAGUUCCAUGAGGAACUUCAUAAUCUGGGGGCCAAAGAAGGCCUGAAAGGAAGAAAACUCAACAAGGCCACUGAGAGCUUUGCGUGGAACAUUACGGUAUUGAAGGGCCAAGGAGACCUGCUGAAGAGUGCAAAGAACGAAGCUCUGGAAAACAUGAAGCAGAUCCAGCUGGCGUGCUUGUCCUGCGGACUCAGCAAAGCCCCCAGCGGCGCGGCCGACGCCAAGAGCAAGCGCAGCCUGGAGGCCAUCGAGGAGAAGGAAGGCGGCGAGGAGAAUGGGAAGCUGCGACCCUGAGCAGCGUCGAGGAGGGCACCGUCCUUUGUGUCAAAGACUCUGUUUUUCCUUCUGGUUUUCUUUCCUGAAGCUUUUUAGACUUUCACAAAAAGAUGCCAUCUUUGGGAUGUUGGACGUAAACAGGUAUUUUCACAAUGUCAGUAUUUUAAUGUAGUUAAUUUAUCUAAGUUAAACUGCUUAGUAGUAGUGUUUUAAAUUCUGAGAUGUGUGAACACACCAUGUAUGGAUGUGGGUAGGUGUGUGUGUGUGUGUGUGUGUGUGUGUGUGUGUGUGUGUCUUUCAGGGAGAGAGACAGAAAUACAGAGGGAGGUUGAGAUCCUGUUAAAAUCCAUGCUGUAUUGCAUUAUUCAUUUAGUAAGUUAUUAAUGUAUCAUUUUAGGAAAAAUUUGUUAACCUAAAAUACUAAAGAGCACUCACUAGGACCUGUUGCUGCAUUUAACUUUACUUCUCGGCCUUUGUCAUUUAAUUCAGAAAUGUUGACAUUUCUUAUUAUUAAAGGAAGCUAAAUUUGCCAAUUCAUAGAUAUUUUGAGAGAUUACACAUAGAUUAGCAAAAUUCCUAACAAUCACAGUAGAAAUAAAAAUGAAUGAAAGAUAAACAAAUGAUCAAAAUUUCUGAAAAGAUCAGAAAAGUCAUUUCUUCAGUUAGUGAACUCUAAAAUAUUUAUUAAAUAAAAUCAAUUUUUAGAAAGCUUUAUGUAGUUGUGUACUAAACAGAUAUAAUUUCUGUGGAAAAGCUGAUCAUUAGUGAAUUUAUACCCAGCUAUGUGGUACUCAGAAGCACAGUAAGAGCUCUUUUGUAAUUAGAAUUUUAAUAAUAUUUAGUUACAAAAUUUGAAGUUUGAGAUUUGUAGGAAGGUCUCAUUCUUCCAAACUGGGAGCCUAGCAUUCAUUUUUUAUAGCAGACACGGGAAGCUGGAGGGUCUGGGGGGCUUGGCUUUGAUAGCAUUUAAUUUAGAGUGCUAAAUGGAAACUUAAUGAUAUUGUUCAAGCAAUAUGUCAUCACUUUGAGCUGGUAUAAAUUCUGUGGGUCAGAUAACAUCUUCCUAGUGAUUUAAGAACUAAUUGAUUACAGAAUGUUUAUGACAUGAUUUUAACACAUGCAGGAAAACACAAAAAGAAGCAAAUGACUAAUUAGGGUACAUUUAUAAUUGCAUCUAGAUCAUUUUUGCCCUAAUAUUUUCAUAAUGUACUUGAGUGUAAUAUGUUUGUUACCUCCAACAGAACUAAAUGUUCUAUGGUUAUGAAAAUAUAUUUAUUUAAAACAUUGCUUUUAUUUUGAAAAGCUUCUUAAUUAAUUUGAUUAACAAAUAUGCUAAUUUGGGGGAACCUAGGGAAAAUAAUUGUUGAAAUUUUGCAAAUAUAAACAUUUUCUUUAGCUACCGUGUUAUUUCUGACUUCUUAACACUAUUAUGUUCAUGUUGCACAUUACUGAAAGAGUAAAGAUCUGAAACAACACUUUUACUGUUCCAUUUUUGUGUGAGUUAAUUGAAAAAAGAAUGAUAAUGAAAUUGGGUUAUUAUGUAAAAAAAGAUGUUAAAGGGUAUGCAUUGUCCAUGGGCCAGAUAUGAUGAAAUUUCUCCAUGGAUUUAACCGGGUUCUUGGGGAGGUAAGUGAGAGCUCAUUUUGGUAGGUUUCCAAAUGGCACUGAAAUAGCCUGAGAAAGCUUUGGGGGUAGAGGGGUAAAUUUUUAUUUUUGUUUUUAUUUCUGAGAGGCAUUUACUUAAUAAGAAUUUUAACCCUGUGCUUGUCACAUGCUCUGCUCAUGCCUUUUGAUGUUCAGAGCCCUCAUUUCUGGUUUUUCCCUUUAACUUCGUCUGGUGCUAAGACAGCUCUGCCUACCUGUGCUCAUAGAGGUGGUUCUAUUACGAACUAGCAGCUUUGCAGGUUUAGGGUUCACAUUAAAUCUGCAACUCCCUCGAGCUGGAUUUUGUGUAUGGUGGAAGGCAGAGGCCCAUUUUCAUUUUCCCAGCAUGCAUCGUCAGCGGACCCCGCCCACCUACUGUGAAGAUGGUCCUUUGUCCACGGCCCUGCAGUGCCAACCUUGUAAAAACUGCAACGCCCGUGUGUGUGUGUGUGUGUGUGUGUGUGUGUGUGUGUGUGUGUGCGCGCGCGCACGCGCACUUACUUCUGGAAUCUCGGUUUGGUUUUAUUGUUCUGUGCCUGUCCUGUCUUAAUUACUGUAACUUUAUAAUGUUUUCUAUCAGAGAGUAUAGGUCUCCCCACUUUUUUUCUUCAACAUUUUCGUGGUUAUUUUUGGCUCUUUGCUUUCUCUAUAUACUUUAGUAUUCCAGUCUGUUCACAGGGUGCAUUUCUCCCAUUUAUUUAGGACUUAGUUAAUUUCUCUUAAUACAAUUUUAUAGAUUUCUGUGAAAGGUCUUGCACCUCUUUCAUUAUGUUUAUCCUUAGGUGUUUGCUGUUUUUCAUACUGUUAGAAAUAGUAACAUUUUACAAUUUAAAUUUGCAAAUUGAUUAUUAGGGUAUAUAGAAAAUAUAAUAGGUUGUUUUGUUUUGCAACAUUAUUCUGUUUUGUGACAGGUUUUAUAACCCUCAUUUGUCUGUUGGGGAAACCAAGGCGUGACUGUGUAGGGGGCCCCAGAAGUUACACUUACUGUCUUUCAAUUCAGUAACUUUUAUUCCUCCACAGUUAUUUUAGCAGCAUCUUGUCCGAAAGGUAAAGGGAACAGUAAGUCAUCCAGAGUAUGUUUAAGUCCGAGUUAAAACCAAGGAGUUCCAAAGAUGCAGUGAGGGGUUUAUUCCUUCAAGUUUUUGUCAUGGUGAACGUGUUACUAAUAUCCUGGUGUGUCAUUAGGCAUAAAAGGACUUCUAAAUUCUUUAAAUUUAAAGUCUUUCUAAAUUCUUUAAUAUUUCCCAGGCCCUAAUGGGAAUAUACAUAGGAAUAUAUUGGGAUAUGUAUAUGUUAAUAUAUAUUUGUUUGUUGAAAGAUUUGUGUCCACAUUUGUCCAUUUCCAAAUAUGCCACAUAUAUAUUGUCCUCUCUUCAGUACAAUCUCUUUAUAAACAAUGCAUACAUGUUUAGGUUUUAGGAUUGCUAAAACAAACAUACUAACAGCUCCUGGCACAUUGCUUCAUAGUCCUUUUUAUCUGUCUUUUGUUUAUGCAACCAUAGAUGUUAGCAUUUCUAACAACGAAUGCACAAUUCCUUGAUGGGCAAAACAAACCAGAGGUAGGGAAGGAUCACGGCAGCUUUCACAAGAGUAUUUUGCAGCACUUCUUAUCUCUGCAGAAGGCAGUGAAGCACAGCUGCAUGGAGAUGCCAGUCAAACAGACCCUCAAGGGCAGGGUAACUGCUCAGGGAUUAGAGGUUUUGCUCAGUAGCUGAUAUUAAUGUCAUAGAUUCUUAAAGUUCUCUUCACCUGUUUCACUCGGGAGAUGGAGCUGCUGCUUGCCAGCACAUACAGGGUGAGUAAUUGGACUCUGAGCCAGAGCGACCAGGUUCUAGGUGUUCUGCACAGUGUUCGCCAUCAGUAUAGCCGUACCUGGGCCUCCAUGGAUGCUGACAUUUUUUCUCACACAGUACAGUGCUGCAGGCAUGUGGGCCCAGGAGGAGUGAGGUCCCAGCACUGUGCUGAAAAGGCCCGACUAACGAUCGGAUUCCCACUGUUCCAGCCUCCUUGCCAUAUUUGGGUCCGGUUUCCGUCUUGGAGCCUCUGAAGGCCUUUCCUCCUUUUGCCAGAGCAGCAGGUGGACGGGCGGACGGGGUCAGGUGUGCAAUGACAGCCUCCCUUUCCGGAUUUCUCCUCUCCUUCCACGGAAGUCUUCCUGCUGCUCCCUCCACGCUCCGGAUGUUUCUCUGGUCCCAGGAUCUGCCCACUGAUUCCCUUCUCUGCUCAAAUUUUCAUUAGCCUUGCGAGCAGAAAUACCACGCUUUCUGGAAAACAUUUUAAAAUCUCAGGCCACCACCCAGAAAUAAGGCAGGUAACACACUGAGUUUGCUCCUGCAGCAGAACAAGUCCACUUGCCCUUGUGGCUGCUUCAUUGACCUUGACUCAUGUGAACCAUCCCCAUCUCUACCUGGUUGGUUUUCCCAUUUGCUCCCAGAAGUGUGUCUCUGGGCCUGCUCUCCGGGCCAGACCUUCCAACAGACCCCUCCACUGUGCAGACAAAGGGCGUUCACCCUAAGGCUGUGUAUUUGAAGAGUCACCAGGAGGGUUUUUUUUCUUCUUGAAAUAUCACCAUGAAUUUCUUUACUAUUAAUUCAUUUCUCUGUGCUAUCAGGUCCAUUUAGUUGUGAGGAGGAAUUUGACCUCAUUAAAAAAGAUCAAAUUAUAAGAGAAUAUGCCAAAUCUGUAUAUUGUAUUGUUUUCACAGCUCUGAAUAAAACAUCUUAAUUCAGAAU